Molecule: messenger RNA, 1891 nt
Organism: Armigeres subalbatus
Lineage: Eukaryota; Metazoa; Arthropoda; Insecta; Diptera; Culicidae
Gene: SerRS
Product: serine--tRNA ligase, cytoplasmic
Exons: 2
Coding region: 197-1699 (500 amino acids)
Biological process (GO): seryl-tRNA aminoacylation
Cellular component (GO): cytosol
Molecular function (GO): tRNA binding; ATP binding; serine-tRNA ligase activity
Source: RefSeq, a predicted model, not a curated record
GUUCGCAAACGGCAGCAGCCACGUUUAGAACGGGAACGACAGGAGUCGCACAACACAAUUUUUCCGAAAGUUUUCUCACAUUUUCACGGUGAUUCAGUUUGUCCGCAAAAGGUUCGAUUUCAUCAUACAGAUUCAUCGCGAGUAAUUCGUGUGGAUUUACUACUCAGUGUGCGUGUUCGAAAAACCAAUCACCGAAAUGGUUCUGGAUCUGGAUUUGUUUCGCAGCGAUAAAGGCCAUGACCCGGCCAAAGUGCGGGCGAACCAAGAGCUUCGCUUCAAGGAUGUAGGCCUGGUGGAGACCGUCAUCGAGCAAGACGUCGAGUGGCGUAAGUGCCGCUUCAAUGCGGAUAACUUCAACAAGCUGAAAAACCUUUGCAGCAAGGAAAUCGGCGAAAAGAUGAAAAAGAAAGAACCACAGGGAGCGGAGGAUGAACUGGUGCCAGAGGAGCUUGCGAGCAAUUUGCUCGAGUUGAAAAGCGAAGAUCUGAAAAAGCUGACGGUGAAUCAGAUUAAGAAGGUAAGAGGGUUAAUUGACUCCGCGGUGGUCGAAAACGAGAAAAACUUGAACGAGGCAGAAGGAAAAAGGAAUUCGGCUCUACGGGAAGUAGGAAACCACCUGCAUGAGAGCGUUCCCGUCAGCAACGACGAAGACGAAAAUAAGGUGGAGCGUACCUUCGGAGAUUGUGAAAAGAGACUUAAGUAUUCUCACGUCGAUUUGAUUGUAAUGAUUGACGGUAUGAACGGUGAGAAAGGAGCCGUUGUUUCAGGUGGUCGCGGGUAUUUUUUGACCGGUCCGGCUGUGUUUCUCGAACAAGCUCUGAUUCAGCAUUCUUUGCACAUUCUUUACGCCAAGGGGUACACCCCACUUUAUACGCCGUUUUUUAUGCGGAAGGAAGUUAUGCAAGAAGUGGCUCAGCUGUCCCAGUUCGAUGAAGAACUGUACAAAGUAGUUGGAAAGGGAAGUGAGAAGACGGAGGAUGGUGGAAGCGACGAGAAGUACUUGAUUGCGACUUCUGAACAACCAAUCGCAGCUUAUCACCGAGACGAAUGGAUUCCGGAAGCAUCUCUACCGAUUAAGUAUGCAGGAUUGUCCACCUGUUUCCGACAGGAGGUUGGUUCGCACGGGCGCGAUACCCGUGGUAUUUUCCGAGUUCAUCAAUUUGAGAAGAUCGAACAGUUUGUUCUGACUUCUCCACAUGAUAACAAAUCGUGGGAAAUGAUGGACGAGAUGAUUGGCAAUGCAGAACAGUUCUGUCAGUCACUGGGAAUUCCCUAUCGUGUUGUCAAUAUCGUUUCUGGAGCUCUCAAUCACGCAGCCUCGAAGAAGCUUGACCUGGAAGCUUGGUUUGCUGGUUCCGGGGCAUUCCGAGAACUGGUUUCCUGCAGCAAUUGUUUGGAUUACCAAGCGCGCCGGUUAUUGGUGAGAUACGGUCAAACUAAAAAGAUGAACGCUGCCGUAGAUUUUGUCCAUAUGUUAAAUGCAACCAUGUGUGCUACGACGCGAGUCAUUUGCGCCAUUCUGGAAACGCAUCAAACGGAAACAGGAGUUAAGGUACCGGAACCACUAAAAAAAUACAUGCCUGAGCAAUACCGCGACGAAAUUCCAUUUGUAAAACCCGCUCCGAUCGAACUAGAAGCGGCUGCCGCUGCUGCUAAGAAGGACAAAAAAGGAGGCAAGAAGGAAGGAGCUGGCGCAUAAUCAACGAACACCAUGACCAGUAAGAUAUAUCUAAGAGGAAAGCAUUUACCGUUUGCAAAUUGCAUCAAAUUUGUCGCUGUUAGAACGAAGGGGAAGUUAAUUAAUUUAUCUCAAUUUAUCGCUGAUUAAGAAUUACUUUUAAAAUCCGUUAAUAAAUCUUACGCAUAAGCUUUGGGUUGCUUUCUGAGGCAA